CAAUGCACUCUGACACAGUUCCUUGAGCUUUUAGGGAAAAAAAUUCCAGCCCCACAGCAUCACACUCUCUCUGCCGUACUAGACACUUUCAACAAUUCGUCCUUUGUGUUACUCCAAACCCACCUGAGAGCUUUGUCACAAAAAAGUCUAAUCAUAGACUCAUCCAACCAGAGCAAACUUGUAAAGUUGAAGUUGCACCAGAGUUUCUAUUUAUCAAAUUAAAGGUUACACUUUGAUAUUUUCUACCUAAAAUAAGCAUUUAUUUUAACACAUUAUUUCCAGGUGGCAGGCAUUGACCAGUGCAUCUUUACAGCAACACCUCAGUGUAUUUCAUUGCAGUUUUUAUAUACUAGGUCAACACAAAGCUGUAGAGGGAUUGGGAUGAAUCGUUUUCAAAAAUGUUCACAAAUAAAGUCCUAAAAUCUGUGCGAUGCAUUUGUAUUCUCCCCCUAGAGGCGGUACUGUAAAUAACUGUCUUCUCCUUCAACCAGAGCUCCAAGUCCUUUUGAAAAUAUCUCCAGCAGCUUCACUGGAAACUGAAAAAUGUUCUUUGCAACAUGAUUCAGACUCAGUCAAACUGAGCACAGGUCAUCUGUGACACGUGAAUCUUGCAAAAGAUUCUCAACUGGACUUAUGUCUGGAUUAAGGUUUUCCUCAGACGUCUUGAUGUUUUGGUAACUUUGCAAUUGUGCCAGUUUCAGAUGCUGAACUGAACAUUAAGAUGUUUAAACUCUGGGGUGAUGUUUUACAGAGUAAACUUGCUUUAGUCUUCCCCAGAACUUCUUCAUCUUCUUGCCUGCUGAUUUUCUUGCUCUUUGUGAUAAAGUUUUCUAACAUGCUGAGUCAUUCACAGAACAGCUGGAGUUACACUGAGAUUAAAUGGACUCUGUAAACUAAGUAAGUGAGUUCUGGAGGAAAGGGGUCAAUUUUAUUUAAAGGAAUUAUAUUAAUAGGUGCUAAAUACAUAAGCAUGCCACACUUUUCAGAUUUGUAUUUCUGAAUAAUUUUUUUUAACUACAUAGAAUUUUAUUUCUUUCUGCUCUUAUUUUAGACAGAUCAGAAAUCUUUAGACAAGAUCUUCUUUCUGGUGAAUACAUUCGCAGCUCUUCCUCACAGGAGACACAGCAUGCUCAUGCAGCUCCGUUAUGACCCCUACUGGCUACUUACUGCAUAUCACCACUGUUAUUAACACUGGGCUGUGAACUUUUCCUUUUAAAUUUUCUGUACUUCCAGUUACAAAUGCUGACACAUGUUUCCACCACCUGAAAAGAACCUCGGGAAUUUUGCUCAGAUACUCCUGCAGUAACAAACGGUGACUCAAUAUUGUUCCAAGAGUGCAGGCAAUUCCUGUUUUCAUCUGACUUCCCUGAAGACAUUUUUUUAAAACUAUGACUGGAUUCUGUUACUGCAAAUAGAUGAGCAGGUUCAGCGACCGUUUCUGAAAAUGAGUUGCCUAACCUGUGUUGAGGUUAAAGACUUGGACCUUGAGGGGCCAAAUAAAAAGGUGCAGACAGACAGAUUAUUGGUGUUCAGCAGCAGAAGGAUUAAUCAAAACUCUCCAAGAAACUAUAAACUGGACGAUUUUGGGUGCAGACACUUAAUUCAUCCUACAACUGAGAAAAAAAACCCCACAGAUAAUCUGGCAGAUUACAAGGCAGAUGUACAAAAGAAAUGAUGACACUCAAAUCUGAUGAAUGACUCAUGAACACAUUCGCAGAAUGUCAGUGAGAGUUAUUUUCUCCACAGUGGCAUGGGGUUUACGUCACAAAGAGGGAGGAAACUCUCAAUUAUGCAUUAUCAUUUUCUUUUACAAUAGCAUGAAUGAGAAGUUCCUUUAAUUGCAUCACUUCCUUGUCCAGUAAACAGAGGUGUGCACGCCAGCAGCCUCCGUUUUGUGGGUCGGAAUAUGAUUUCAAAAACCCCCCUCAGUCUACUAUAAGAGCAGAGAGGAUGGAGACUCAGAGACACACACAUCCUCUCCAGGACCCAUCCUCUCAGGUAACAUACAGCUUCACCUGCAGGUAACCACAGUGAUGAAGAUGCUGCUCAGUUCUUCCGUCUGCGCCAUGCUCCUCCUCCUCCUCGGUUUUCUGAACAGGCCCGCAGAGAGCCGGACGCUGCACAUGGACGGCUGCUCUGCCAACGUUCACCUCCAUGAACUACACCGGUACUUCUCUGAGAUAAAAUCAGAUGCGAUAUCAGCAGACGGAGAGAUUGGAGUAAAACUUCUGGACGCAUCCCUGAUGAAGAACGUUCAGGAGGGCCAGACGUGCUGCUUUGUGCGUCUCCUGCUGCGUUUCUACGUCGAACGAGUCUUCAGCAACUACGAGUCCUCUCAGCCAAGUCAGCAGCGCUGCUCCAGCGCCUUGGCAAACGCUUUUGUCAGCAUCAGAAGGGAAAUGCAUAAAUGUCACUGCCACUGUGGAGAAGAAACCCAGAGAACAAUUGACUCAGUGCUCGCCAGCUUUGACAAGCUGCAGAUCCAGCAGGCGGCGCAGAAGGCUGUAGGGGAACUGGGCACAGUGCUGGACUGGCUGGAGGGACUGGGAUCUAAAUCAUAAACACGAAGCUGACCCGCACAAGACCUACUCGUUCGUUUACCCCUGAGCCAGUUUGCAUUUCUGUGUGUUUGUACUUGAAUUAAUUUAAACCUGUAUAUAUUUGUAUUCUCUCACAUGCUCUUGGUGGAAUGUCUGAAGCUGAAGGAUGUAUAGUUUGAAGAAAUUUUAAUUAGCAAUAGGUUUUUCUGUGAAGUUGUAAAUGAAUUUUUAUCAAAACAUAGCUUUUAUCUCAAUUGUGAAAGUAAAUAAAUAAAAUAUAUGACUACACUUUAAUUUUUCUGCAGUAUUUGUUGUAAUUUACUGCCACCUAGUGGCUUUAAGAAGAAUGCAACAACAGCGCAGAAAAAAGAUUUCCACAUUAGUAUGCAACACCCUCCA
Molecule: messenger RNA, 2939 nt
Organism: Xiphophorus maculatus (southern platyfish)
Lineage: Eukaryota; Metazoa; Chordata; Actinopteri; Cyprinodontiformes; Poeciliidae
Gene: il20
Product: interleukin-20-like
Exons: 6
Coding region: 2034-2561 (175 amino acids)
Source: RefSeq, a predicted model, not a curated record